GUGACACAAGCCCAGAGGAGGUGGAGGGAAAUGCGGGUGAAUUGCAUUUUGAGGUCUGGGUUGCUGUUUGUCACUCUGUCUCUUGCCAUUGCCAAGCACAAGCAAUCUUCUUUCACCAAAAGUUGUUACCCAAGGGGAUCACUGUCCCAAGCCGUCGACACCCUCUAUAUCAAGGCAGCAUGGCUCAAAGCAACAAUUCCAGAAGACCGCAUUAAAAAUAUACGAUUAUUAAAAAAGAAAACAAAAAAGCUAUUUAUGAAAAACUGCAGAUUCCAAGAACAGCUUCUGUCCUUCUUCAUGGAAGAUGUUUUUGGUCAACUCCAAUUACAAGUUUACAAGGAAAUACACUUUGUGGAAGAUUUUCAUAGCCUUAGGCAGAAGCUGAGCCGCUGUAAUGUGUUCUCCAGCCUCCUGCAGUUGCGUCUUGCAGAUGGUGUAGAGGCAG
Messenger RNA from Galeopterus variegatus (Sunda flying lemur), 445 nucleotides. It is a transcript of the gene IL26, whose product is annotated as interleukin 26. The annotation marks the transcript as partial. NCBI's taxonomy places the organism in Eukaryota, Metazoa, Chordata, Mammalia, Dermoptera, Cynocephalidae. The record is from RefSeq and is a predicted model, not a curated record. The transcript is spliced from 4 exons.